AUGUCCGAAACCCAAUUCGUUUGCGAUCUGUGCCACCAGCGGUACUCCACCUUUUCCAUCUUGAUGACGCACAACCGGCUGAGGCACUAUCACUCGAUCAAGUGUGGCUGUGGAUACUGCAACGAAACGUUCCGCAACGAGGACGAUCUGUACUGUCACUUUGUGCUAAAGCAUCACGUCGAUCCUUAUGCGCUCCGUGAAUCGCCAGACGGUUCUUGGAGCGCCAGUGCAUCGCCUCAGGAGGGCGCCAAGGUGCCGGAGAAGAGCUCACCCGACAGCCAACCGCCGGCGACCGGGGAAAGGUGCCCACGACUCUCCAGUAGUGAAAGUGAUGAUGGAUCCGCGUACGAAGAUGACGACGACGACGAUGGCGAGGUCGAUUUCGGGAUGGAACUGAACUACAACGAGCUGUACGUACGCCGGAAGCGCAGUGCCCUGACGCAGGAAGAAAUCGCCGAGCUGGCCGAUGAGUUCAAGAAAACGGUACAGGCCGCCUACACGACGAAGGUGAAGUUCUGACGCUAGGCAACCACCGCCGGCCCCGCCAGCCCCGCCGGCCCCGCGGUUGCCGGGGGUGUUAGGUGUCGGCUGGUUCGGCACCAAAAUCACAACCAUGUGAUGCUAUUAGCGUAUGGGACGGGCUCCCACUCUAGCCUAGACGGUUAGACGUGUGGUUUCGUGCCGUGGCCCCAUCGACACGGAACGGAAAAAAGGCAGAGAGGAUUUCAUUCGACGGCGGCACUCUCUCCGGCAUCUGGAGAGGGUGCGGGGUGCGCGGGACACUUAAGGGCGGGCGUGUGGAUCUUUAACCACGACCGCGGGAGGCACUCGAAGGGGACG
Anopheles bellator is the source of this 840-nucleotide messenger RNA. RefSeq names its product Krueppel homolog 1-like. The transcript is spliced from 2 exons. Lineage: Eukaryota; Metazoa; Arthropoda; Insecta; Diptera; Culicidae. The record is from RefSeq and is a predicted model, not a curated record. Bases 1 to 519 code for a protein of 172 amino acids.